AUGGCGGUUGUUUACUUAGCAGUUCACAGCGUCGUUUGAGAUAUUUAAAGUUAAUUAUUGUUAUAAUUCAAGAAAUGGUGCAAACUUGUGUAGUACGUGGUUGCGGCAGUAGUUGGUGUCCAGGAGACUGCUACGUCUCCGGCGCUGCGGGAAGAGCAGCCUCAACGCCUUAGCGUAACAAAUCGCAGGCAUCGGACGAGCCGGAGCGGCUGCCGCUGGUCGCCGAAGGUGACCAACAAGCCGAAGCUGCGGAGGCGAGGAGGGAUUUGUUACAGCAGGCGGAGGCCGCUCCCCCUACGCGCCUCCGGCUCUAUAAAACUACUCUAGGGGUAGGACAGACUCGUACCAGGUGAAGUCGGGGUCAAUCAAUUCGGUUCUUUGACAUAAGUUGAACCUAACCUAUUUUAUUUGUUAUCUGCCCUAAUAGGUACUGUUAAAAUAAAACAAAUUUCAAUAAGAGAUCAUUUAUCAUGGUAUCUUUCUUGUUUUUCAUAAAAUGUGUUUAUAUUUACAAUAUAAAUGCAAACAUUAAAAAAAUAUAGAUAUUUUAGAAAUCGAUUUUGUGUGAACCGAUACAUCAGCUUACGAUUUGAAUCGAUUUAAAAAUCGACCUUUUUCGGAAAGAAUCGACAUCCCUAUUGACAUCGACAAUGACAUUACAAAAUGGCGCCAGUUUCACGGAAGGAUUAGACAUAAACAUUGCAAGAAUAAUUGAUUUUCAAUAAGUUUUUUCUCAAAAAUUACGCGUUUCCGCAUGUUGAAACUUUGUGUGUGUGUGCUUAUAAUAGUGUAACUUUUCUUAAUAAAAAUACAUAUCAACAUCCAACUUGACGGACGUCAAUGGAAAACUAAGCCAGUGUAGAGAACCGUACAUCCUUUUUUCUGCGGCUCGGUGUUCCGUCUUGGUCCUCAGAGGUGACAGCACAUCUGCAUUUUGAUUCUUAAUUGGGGAUAAAUUGUAGAUGUGUAUGGGCAUUCACUUACCAUCAGGUGGUAUUAUACUAGUAAGAUUAGGAUGAAGAGAAUUGUGAUAGCCAACAGAUUUUAUUACAAACUUGUAUAUUUAAGUAGUUUUCCAUAUUUAUGACAAACUUUCAUAUUUUCAGAUGGAUGAGGAUGAGGAGCCCAUAAUUGUUUGUUUCACCUGUCAUGCAAGACUCAUUCGUUACAGAACAUUACAACUACAGGCUAUUGAGUCAAAAGCAGUUCUGGAGCAGUUGCUUGCAGGAGGGUCCACGGUAUUAUCCGUUCCAUCCAUUAAAACCUAUAAAAGCCCCUCAUAAAUUGCUUCAUAUAGGAGGGGUUUUGCCCACUUUGCCACGCUCGGCAGGUUGGCAACUGCAGUUUAUAUUGGUCUGAGUUGUUAUCAGGAAGAUGCUGUUGCCCAACUCCUAUUUCUGUUUCCCUAUGUCGCAUCUUACGAUUCUCGUCCCGUGGGUAGGUAUAUAGGCUAGUGGAUAUUCUUACACCGCCAAUACGCUGUCCACAGUAUUACACUUUUAGUUAGUGUGUUUUUUCCACUGCAAAGUUAAGUUCAUCAUUCAAUCCAACUUACUUUUUCGUUAGAGCAAUGUUAUUAUGUUACUAAUUGCAGUAAGUUAAGUAUUUAUAUUUUCAAAAACAAUUGUCUAACUGUUUAUACUAUUAACUCUAUUGUAUAUAAACGAAAUAUUAUCUAUACAGGGUAUUAUUGAAACACUCCCGAAAACGAAGACAGACGACAGUACCAACUAUACCUUUGAUGAUGGGUGAAAUAUAAAAUCGAUCCUGAUAAAAAAAUCAUCUUUUCACAACGCUUUAUUAGCUUUAUUCAUUCUCUAUCAUGUUAGUACAGCUAAAUGAAAUGAUAAUUUCAUUAAAAUAAUCAUGAAAAUACUUAAACAUAAAGCCAGCAGUGGAAUUACUGAAUUACAAUCAGCUGACUAGGGGUCAAUGUACACGCCAACGCCGAAUUCGCGUGGCCCGCAGCUAGCGGGCCAUACCACAAUACCUAAUAGUUUAUAACACUUGUCUAAAUACCUAACUUAUAUACUUAACCUACUACUUUGCCACUGUGCUUGUCUCCACCUAGCCAUUUUAAUUCGAAUUCACAGGUUAAAUAACCCAAAUAACUGGUUCGAUUCCCUGCUAAUGAAAAAAAUACUUAAAUGAAAUGUAACCAAGGUUAGAGUCAUGCGUUUUUAUUCAUCGUGUAGGUAUGUUUAUUAUUUGAUGUAUUCAGUUAUGUACCUAUUCAGAUCAGUCCAGUACCAAGUUACUUAAAAAAAUUAGGUGUGAAACAGCUUACCGCUCUAAAUCCUCCGUGGUGACGUGCUCAAUGAAACCAGACACACGUUGUUGCUGGUCUAAUAACCAACGGCAGAAAACUUGCCGGCGGUCGUGAUCGCCGGGAACUAAAGUUUGCACUUUGUACACUUUGUAUGGGCGCAUUCGGUUACGCUUUAACACUUCGUGAACUGUACAGUAUGACACACUUGUUCCAUCCCGACAGCCUUAACAAUUUAGUGAUACUUCGUGUACCUAGGUUCGGAUUCCGGCGAACGACAUCUAAAAUGCACUCCUCUGAGUGAACAGCCACUUGACUUCCAUCUCCUGCCGCCACCAGAGCAAUGGGCCGAUUUUCCCACACUCGCUGAAAUUCUGCUGUUAUCAGACGAGUGUCAGCUGGAUGUCGAGCGGUUGGGAAUUUCUCUCGGUAAAUUCGCAAUGCAUGCGAAGCAUUCCCGCGAGCUUUUCCAAGGCACAUUAACAUGUUGUCGUAUUCACGAGCACUAUAAACGUACACGUUAGGCAUUAUAAAAACAAAACAAGAAACUUAAAACGUAACAACAGGAAUAAUAUCAUUAAGUAAUAAAUAACAAGUAAUAACGACAAUAAUUUAAUAAACAAAGCAAUUGAACUGUCUCUUGUGAUAGUCAACACGGAACUGUCUCAAAAACUAAAAUUAUUAAUCAAUUCCGCUAAAACAAAUGCGCACAAGGUAAAGUCCUUGAAGCACUGGAACCUUCCACACACCGUUAAAGCCUUAUGUAUGUGAAGACAUUGCCAACGUUUAUUUAAUUUAUAAGUUUUAUCCCUACGACUAGUCUUCAUAUGGAAUUUAAAAGUUACGGUUGUCAUUUUUAAUACAAUUACACAAUCAAUUGUACCCUGAUGCAACAAGCAGUUCUUUCCAACAAAAAAUUAUUGAAAUCAAUAAACGUACCUAAUUGGGUACUCAGUACUCACACAAUUAUAAACACUAUUUCAUCGUUAUCUUUGAUUUUGUAUAAGAAAAUAGAAAUGAAAAAUGAAACUAAAAAAUGAAACUUCGUAACACCAAUUUGAUCGAUAAAUCGCUCAGUGCCCAGGUUCAAGGCCAGCGUUUUUACGUGACGGGACCUAUGAGAGUUCGGCGCCCGCGAGGAUAUUGACCCUAUUGUCAGCUGAUGUUAUUUAAAGUUUCACUGCUGGUUUUUUGUUUAACUAUUUUCAUGAUUUUUUUUAUGAAAUUAUCGUUUCAUUUAGCUGUACUUACAUGAUUUAGCGUGAAUAAAGUUAAUAAAAUGUUGUCAAAAGAUGAUGUUUUUUUCCUUGGGAUCAAAUUAAUUUGUGACCCAUGUGCUAAAGUGUAGUACCUACUAUCAUCUGUCUUCGCUUUCGGGAGCGUUUCACGAACACCCGAUAUGUAAUACUACUCAGUAAACAAAGAUCAACAAAUAUCUUUGUCAAUUUACAGCAUUCGUGAAUCUGUAUCGAAAUAUUGUUGAGACUCGAUGCUCGGGAUGGAUGAACUAUCUACAUUCUUAUUUAAUUUUAUUCGGAACCCUCACUUUGUCCGGUUUUAAUUAUUUUUGUAGUUGUUGUCAGGAAGAUGCUGUUGUCCAUCUCCUGUUUCAGUUUCCCUCUGUCCCAUUUUACGACAUCUGCGGGAUGAUAUGGUAGUAUGGAGUCUCCUGCGGCACCACUAUGCUGGCUUUUUCUCUUAUUUAACAAAAGAAUUUGGUUUCAGUCAAUACCAAAUCAUCAUGAGGCUAGAGAUAAGAUUUAAUUCACACCAAUUAGUCAUAUAGAUAUCAGGCCAGUAGAGUGUGAUGUAGAAAAUAAUUGUAAGGACGAUAUGUUUAGUCUUGAAUCUGUUAAAGUUGAGGAAGAGAAUUUCGAAAUUGAGAAUUCCACAUUUGUAGAAAAUGGGAAUCAUGAAAUAGAGAGUGCUGAAAAACAAGAAGAUUUGGAGAUUGAUGCUAUUGAAGAUAGACAUACGGAUUCGGAGUACGACUUGCCGCUAAUUGCAUUUGGUUCAAAAAGUAAAAAAGAAGACGAUGACAAAGAAACUUCUGAAAAGAAGAUUAAAUCAAAUUCUACUGAUUGUAACAUAAACGAUGUUCGUAAAGAAAACCUCGAUUUUGAAGGCCCUACUAUUAAAUCAAACCC
Molecule: messenger RNA, 4413 nt
Organism: Parnassius mnemosyne (clouded apollo)
Lineage: Eukaryota; Metazoa; Arthropoda; Insecta; Lepidoptera; Papilionidae
Source: the annotation of a GenBank genome assembly